This is a messenger RNA of Micropterus salmoides (largemouth bass), 2088 nucleotides long. RefSeq names its product netrin receptor DCC-like. The record is from RefSeq and is a predicted model, not a curated record. The transcript has 8 exons. Bases 169 to 1863 code for a protein of 564 amino acids. NCBI's taxonomy places the organism in Eukaryota, Metazoa, Chordata, Actinopteri, Centrarchiformes, Centrarchidae.
UGCAAAAAUUUGGACUUAGGAAAGGGGAGCAAGAAGGGCUGAACCUGUACGCGAGAGAGCCCUCGCGCACUUUAAACCCUCACGGACUUAACGGGAACGCGCUUAAACACGCUGUGAGCAUCUAAUCAAUAAUUGUCCCGUUAGUGGCGUUACAGUUAAGUCACAGUGAUGACUUCAACAACCAUGAAACUUCUUCCUCUCGCGUGUCUCUGUCUCCUGACUCGGUCUGGAACAACGUUUGCUGAUGAACACGGGUCAGUGAUUAUCAUCAUGAAAGAAGACAGGGAUGUUAUUUUACCCUGUUCCUUCAGCACCAAGGACAACAUUGAGAACAAACUCUUUGAGUGGAGGAAAGAUGGUCAGAAUAGCGUGUUCAGAUAUGAUGCAGGCCUUCAUUCUAAUAACGGCCAUCCGGGUCAAUAUGAGCAGUUCAAAGGUCGUGUCUCCUAUUUUGAAGAUGAACGGAAGUACGGCAAUAUCUCCAUCAUCAUCAGAAAUACGACGGUGGCCGACAGUGGAAACUACACCUGUUAUAGUCCACGUUUUAUGCCACAACCGGUCCACAUUCAGCUUGUUUUUGGGCCAGUGAUCGUGAAAGAAGGCAGUGAUGCUAUUUUACCCUGUUCCUACAGCACCAAGGACGCUGUGGAGAAACACUUUAACUGGAAGAAAGAUGGUCAAAAGGUGGUGUUCAUGUAUGUUAGAAGCUUUCCUUUCGGCUUUCCAAAUCAAGAUGAGCAGUUUGAAGGUCGCGUCUCACAUUUUCCCAAUCUGAAGUACGGCAACGCCUCCAUCCUCAUCAGCAAUACGAAGGUGACUGACAGUGGCAUCUACACCUGUGAUUUUCCACUUUGGCCAAGACAACUAGUCCACGUUCAGCUUGUUGUUGAUGCAGCUCCAAGGCCAUACAUCACAAAACUCAAUGAAACAGAGGACUCUGUGCUACUGGAGUGUGUUUUCCAAGGUAAUUCUUCAAAACCUACAGUAGAGUGGCAGGACCGUUCUGGAAACAUCCUUCCAGCUGAGACACAGGUCUCAGAAAGAGGAGGCAGCUUCAACAUCACCCUCCAAACUUCUGUGACCAAGACCGACGGCUAUCGCUGUGUCACCAUACAGGAGGAAUUCAAACAUCCGAUUUAUUCUGAGAUCUACGUGCCAUUCAUUGAGUCAGUGAUCGUGAAAGAAGGCAGUGACGCUAUGUUACCCUGUUCCCACAGCAGCAAGGAGGACAUUGGGCAGAAUCUCUUUGAGUGGACAAAAGAUGGUCAGAAGUGGGUGUUUAUUUAUAAUGGAGGCAUUCAUUUUAAUAACGGCUUUCCAGGUCAACUUGAGCAGUUCAAAGGUCGCGUCUCACAUUUUCAAGAUGAACUGAAGUUCGGCAACGCCUCCAUCAUCAUCAGAAAUACGACGGUGGCCGACAGUGGAAACUACACCUGUGUUCUUCCAAUUCUUAGGCCACAACCUGUCCACAUUCAGCUUGUUGUUGGUGCAGCUCCAGAGCCAUACGUCACAAUACUCAAUGAAACCCAGGACUCUGCGCUGCUGCAGUGUGAAGUUCGAGGUGCUCCAAAACCUACAGUAGAGUGGCAGGACAGUGCUGGAAACAAACUUCCUGCUGAGGAGACACAGGUCUCAGAAAGAGGAGGCAGCUUCUACAUCAUCCUCCAAACUACUGUGACCAAGAGCGACAACUAUCGCUGUGUAGCCACACAGGAGGAGAUCAAACAUCAGAUUUAUACUGAGAUCCACGUGCUGUUCAAUGAGCCCCCCACUCGAUGGGUGUUUGCUGCAGUUCUUGUUACUCCUCUAGUUGUCUGUGUUCUUCUAGCGCCUUUUAUUUACAGGUUGCAUCAAACUCAAUGAUGAGAAUGGUUCACAGAUUGACUAUGAUCGGUGUAUUGACGAAUAUAAAGGGCGGACUUGACUUAUAGAAGACUUUGUACUUUGGGGUACACCUGGACAAUCUAAUGGAUCCAAUACAACUGUUCUGCGAUAAAGUCUUCUGUUAUGAUGCCUAUAAUCAGUUUUGUCUUUGUUUCUUGAAAAUGUCAUAGAGGUGUUGAUUCAAUUAAAUGUUUUAGCGUUGAG